AUGGCACCCCGCAAUAUUCUUUCGGCGGGUUCCGUGGAGCAUCAUAGCCCGUUUAGCCGAUCUUUCCAAUCCAGUUCGCCUCUCGCCGAAGCCGCCAUUGCUCACGAUCUGGCUCACUAUUCCGAUGAAGACUCAAUUUCAAGCACCGACGAAGCAUCCGAGGCCUCCACGGUCCGCCCAGCAAGCAGACGCCCAUCCAGUACAUAUGCGGGAACGAAUCCGCACUCGUUAACCGGGUCAUAUCGCCGCCCAAGUUACUUCACCACCGUCAACCAUGCUACCGUGCUCCCGUCUCAAGGAGACUAUCAACCGCUAACGGAAGCUGAGCUUCAGCAGGCAAUUGCGGAAGAGCGAAAUUUGCUGAGUGAUAACCGAGUCAUUCCAGCGGAAGAACCGGAGGGAUUGCAACAUAAAUUGAGUAAAGUCUUCUCGGCCUCUUCGGGGCAAGGAGGACCAUCGAAGCAAUAUGGUGGUGCUGAUGGACGGGAUACCGAGACUACUGCGCUGCUAGGACCUUCGGAGGACCAUCAAAUGGGGCCAGAGGAGAUUGAUCGCAAGUGGGAGGAAGCCGUAACGGCUGGUCUGAUCAACACGACAUGGAGGCGGGAAACAGAAGUUAUCGUACGAUACUCUGCUCCGUUGAUGGUGACUUUCCUGCUACAGUACUCGCUCACCGUGGCGAGUAUCUUCUCGAUCGGCCAUUUGGGUAAAGAGGAACUGGGUGCUGUCAGUCUCGCUUCCAUGACGGUCUCCAUCACUGGUAACGCCGUAUACUCCGGGUUAGCCACCAGUCUGGAUACUCUCUGUGCCCAGGCUUUUGGAUCGGGCAAGAAGAAGCUGGUUGGACUACAAAUGCUUCGCAUGAUUUAUUUCCUUUUGGUCGUGACCAUUCCCAUCGCUACCCUGUGGUACUUCUCUGGGCAUAUUUUGGCCAAAAUUGUGCCGGAGAAGAGGGUGGCUGAAAUGGCAGGCUUGUACAUGAAGGUGGCCCUCCUAGGGUUGCCGGGAUAUGCGUGCUUUGAGAGCGGCAAGCGAUAUCUACAGGCUCAGGGUGUUUUCUCUGCGUCUCUCUAUGUCCUGAUUAUCUGCGCACCGCUCAAUGCGUUCAUGAACUGGUUCUUCGUUUGGAAACUACAAUGGGGUUUUGUUGGUGCUCCUAUCGCCGUUGUCAUUACCGAGACUCUCCUACCUAUCUGCCUGUUUGCAUACAUCUACUUCCGUGUUGGCUCUGAAUGUUGGUGCGGCUUUACCAGACGCGCCUUUGACAACUGGGGCCCCAUGAUCCGCCUUGCCCUGCCAGGUCUUAUCAUGGUUGAAGCAGAAUGUCUCGCCUUCGAGGUGCUGACACUGGCUUCCAGCUAUUUGGGCACAUCUGAACUCGCAGCUCAAUCGAUUUUGUCAACCAUUGCAAGCAUCACUUGGCAGAUUCCCUUCCCACUGUCAAUUGCCGGUAGCACCCGUGUUGCGAACCUGAUCGGUGCUUCCCUGGUUGGCGCCGCCAAAACGUCGGCUAAGGUGAGCUUCUGCGGAGCUACCAUCGUUGGUCUCUUCAACAUGAUUCUUCUCUCGAGCCUUCGAUCCUAUAUUCCCAUGCUAUUCAGCUCCGACCCCGAAGUCAUCGACAUCGUCGCCGAGGUCCUUCCUCUAUGCGCUGCUUUCCAGCUCUUCGAUGCCCUUGCCGCCAAUUGCAAUGGUAUUCUCCGCGGUCUGGGUCGCCAGGAGAUCGGUGGUUAUAUCCAAUUGUUCUGUUACUAUGCCAUCGCCAUGCCUAUUAGUAUGGGCACAACGUUCUCCUUGAAUUGGGGUGUCAUGGGUCUCUGGACUGGUGUGGCUAUUGCACUCCUGCUGGUCUCUGCCACUGAGGCGCUCUUCAUUAGCCGAAUCAGCUGGGAACGAUCUGUGGAUGAAGCCCAACUGCGGAACGAGUUGAUCUGA
Penicillium subrubescens is the source of this 1935-nucleotide messenger RNA. RefSeq names its product MATE family efflux transporter. Gene Ontology annotation, cellular component: membrane. Gene Ontology annotation, molecular function: antiporter activity; xenobiotic transmembrane transporter activity. Bases 1 to 1935 code for a protein of 644 amino acids. Gene Ontology annotation, biological process: xenobiotic detoxification by transmembrane export across the plasma membrane. The record is from RefSeq and is a predicted model, not a curated record. Lineage: Eukaryota; Fungi; Ascomycota; Eurotiomycetes; Eurotiales; Aspergillaceae. The transcript has 2 exons.